This is a messenger RNA of Ornithodoros turicata, 8169 nucleotides long. Its product is annotated as tectonin beta-propeller repeat-containing protein 2-like. Lineage: Eukaryota; Metazoa; Arthropoda; Arachnida; Ixodida; Argasidae. Bases 380 to 4291 code for a protein of 1303 amino acids. The record is from RefSeq and is a predicted model, not a curated record. The transcript is spliced from 17 exons. Gene Ontology annotation, molecular function: protein binding.
UCUUUGCAAUCACAACAACCAGAAGUCACAACAACACAACUCACGCUGAACCGCUUUGAAACUUGCAUUGUGAUGUGACAAGUAGUGUAACUAUAGGCCACGACACCGUGUUAACCGUCAAAUAUACACAAAACGAUUUCGUGCUGAAAGUGCUCUUUUGUGCGUUACAUGACUGCGUAGUGGCUUUGAUUGGAGUCUGUCUUGAGGUCAAAAGUUCUUUGGUCGUCUGCUUCCAUUGUAUGUAUUACGCACAUCAAGAACUUGUCGGCUCGACUGACUUGUUUUUACAGAUCAUCAUGAGUUUGCGCAACGACGACCGGUCCACAGCAGAGAGGAGGAAGGGCGCAUACUGUGUUUUCAUUUCUUCAUCAAACUGAAUAUGUUCAGUACUUUAUUCAAUACGAAUCCUGAAGAACUUUCCGGCACGGCUAUGGACACACCCAAUUGCGAAGUCCCAGAAGUGGGAAGUGCAGCAAGUUCAGAGAGUUCGAGUACAGAAGACUCAAAGGAUCCACAGACAGUGACGAGGAGCGUCAGUGAAGUACAACUCAAAUUUUUGAAGGAAUUCGCCCCCCAAACACACAUUCUGAGGCACAUUCCCGAGCAAGCUCAGAAAGGACUGAACAAGUUUGACAUCCGUCUUACGUGUCUCAGCGUACUGCCAGAAUUUAUGGCCAUCGGCUCAAGCAUUGGCAUGCUGUACCUUUACAACAGGAGAAGACAUACUAUGCAGAAGCUAAAAUGCACAGAUGCAUCGAAUGCGAUCACAUGUAUUUCGCUGGUACGUUCUGUGGACUUCAUGCUUGCGGUGGGCUGUCAGAGUGGUCUAUGUGCAGUCUACCGCAUUCCUGUGGAUCCACGUGCCACAAUGGAGCAGUACAAGAUAGACCAAGUCCACCGCAACGCCGUGACAUGCCUCUGUUGGAGUCAAAAUGCCAUGAAAGUGUUUAGUGGUGACACUCGAGGAUUGGUUGCCUGUACCCACAUCGACUAUGAGCUGCAUGUUAGCAAGAGUGAGGAGGUAGUGGUGGAGGACUAUCCCAUAGUCCAAUUGGACUACCACUCUCAGGUGCUUUUAGUGUCUACAACUCACAGGGCUGUACUGUGCCACCUUUCAAGGAACAGCCUCAUAGCUUUGGGACAACACCCUAGAAAAAGUCUGGGCAGUUUUGGAGCAAUUUUCGCCCCCGAUGCAGAAGGCCAGAAAAUAGUGUAUGCCAGCAGGCCCGGCAUGCGACUCUGGUUAGGAAACGCCAAAGGGACUGUCACAGAGACAAUGCUGUUGCGAGACGCCCUACCUCUCUGCACACCCCUCUCACCCCUGUUGGCCCUGCCCAGAGCUACGAACCAGGAUCUGCAAGAGUGCCAGUUUGGCCCUCUCCUGCUGCAUGAACCUCAGCUGCUCCUCACAUGGAGCUCAGAGGCCCUGUUCCUGAUAGAUCCACUGGCAAGGGCCUUUGCUGCUGUCUGUACAGGCAUGACGAACAUCCAUGGUGUGGCUUCUUCUGGGAAUGAAAUAUUUGUUUUGAUGGGAAAACGGCACCUAGUGCGAUUGGCUCCUUACCCCGAAGUAAUACCCGAGCAAGAUGAAGAUGACGGGCUCUUGCCUAACAUGAAAUCCCUGAGGGAAAGCCUUGCCUCCCCAUUUUCUGAAAUCGGAGCCCUCAUCAAGGAGCACAACCGUCCAAUCUCUCAGACUCCUAUUGUUCAGCUUUUCAAAAGCAAAAACCACAGCAGCUCUGUCCUGCAGUGGUUCAAAGAUAAGACGCCCCGCCACACUAUCAUCAAUGAAAUCAGGGCUGAUUCAAGCAUGGAAGCUUCAACAACAUCUGAAGCAGGCAACAUCACAGGGUCACAUUCAGAAGUGACCCCAAGGAAUGGCAACACCCACCAUGCUGGGCUCAGCGUGGAACUGCAGGACCUUGCCAUAGAUGAAGAUGAGGCUAUUGUGUUCUCGGCCAGACAGCGGACACGUCACAAAAAGCCAUCAUUCCACGCCAGCUCUCCAUUGCUUACUUCAACAUCUGAUGAUCACCAGAGGGAUUGGGCUCAGGCGACACCGGUGCCCACUUACGAUCAAGUCAUUGCAGCACAAGAGUGCCUCCCUUCUACCAUCGACGAAAGGUCACUAGUGCAUCCGCCACCUCCUUACAACGGCCCUGAAGACGCAAAGGUGUUACAGAUUUUGAGCUGUUUUGAGAAGUCGCAGCAGAGUGACUUGGAACAUCAUUCUUCUUCUCAAGACUCUGAUUCACCUACCAGUGCUGCUGUGCCCACUGAAACGCCGCUUCUCUGUGCAGCCAACGCUGAUAUCGAUAGCUCCGUCGAAUGUGACGACGCUACUGCUCAAACCAAAAUCCCUGAUUCUGACAGGGAAAAAAAUGACAUCCUAUUAGAAAAAGAAAGAUGUUCGAGCUUUCCCGAGGAUGACAUCUACACCCGACACCGCCAUACUUCGGAAGUUUCAGUGUCACCUGUACCCGUCAUUGUUGAUGAAGAAGACAGCCCAAGCUAUGGGUGCCAGUGGAUGCGUGUGCGGAGUCCAGGUCCCGUGAUGUCAUUGGCAGUGUGUAAUGGCUAUCUAUGUUGCGUCGACGCGAGGGAAGUAAUGUACUAUUCAAAGCAGUGGGGACGAGAGUUCACGUGGAAGAAGGCAGCUCGGCCGGCAACACGUGUCGCAUUGUCACCGUCAGGCGAAUCCUUAUGGGUGCUGUACAAGGACAAAUUGUACGCAGCAAAGUCUCCAAUGAAAGACAAGCCAUCGGCUGACACGUGGGUUCAAGUGGCAGAGGACGUGUCCAGCUUUGCUGUCACCGAGAGAGCAGCAUGGUACAUUGCCUCCAACACUACCAUCUUCAUGUGUCCAGACACAUCAUCUCCAGACAAUGUCCUGUUUACGUCGGUGGGAUGCUUCUGCAGGGCCCAGUCCGUGACCUGCUACCAAGACCACGUUUGGGUCCUCACAGACCAGGGGAGCCUUUUGACACGAUUGAACGUGUCAUCCACUAACCCAAUGGGAACUGGUUGGGCAGAUUUAAAUCUUCCCAGCAAAGCAAGUCCUGUCUGUAUCACACUGGGCCACAACUCUAUAGGCUGGCUCAUUGACACAGAUGGCAAUGUGUGGUUCAAGCCAUACCUCAAGGAUGGUAGAAACAGGAUCAGUGGCUGGAGCAUAAAAUGGUGGCAACUGGACUUAAAUGAGUUUUUGUUCCAAGGGGCUCCGCCGCUUGCCAAGGUGCAGAAGAACCUUACCUCGCUGCUCACCAAUGCGUCAAAUAUGGUGCUUGGCAGAAUGAAGUGGCUGUUGGCUGCAGGAAGUCAUGGUGUCUGGUUCUGUCAAAUUAUGGCCACCCAUUUCCACUCUUGCAAGCGUGAUAUCACUGGCUAUUCGUGGGAGAAAGCUGAUGUUGACCACUUGCUUCCUGAAGCAAGGAAAUGGACACACUUAGAAGCCGGAGGAACAUUUCAUGACAAGGGAGUGGUCUGGGGGCUGCACAGUGGUGGUCGACUGGCGGUUAUCUUUCCCGAUGGAAAGUGCAAAAAUAUUGCAACUCCUGCAGCUCUUAGAGGGCUAAGUGCCUCCCCCGAAUGCUUGUGGGCACUUGCAUGUGAUGGACAGCUUCUGGUACGCUUGGGCCAAAGUGUCUACUGUUCCCAGGGCAAUGGAUGGGCAGGCCUUGACAUCAAGCAAUUGGCUGGAGUGCACCUUGUACAUGUGAGCUGCAACCACGAGGUGGCUUGGGCGUGCGACUCUCACGGACGCGUCUACGUUCGCCUAGGGCUUCCAAUGCCCUCUCCUCCACAGACCCUUCCCCAGGCGUGGUUGCCAGUGGAUGUGCUCGACAACCAGGACACCGCUCCUCACAUGACAGCUGUGCAUGUUGGACCUCAGAGCUACAUGGUUUGGGCGGUGGACUCCAAAAAGCGUGUGUUUGUUCGCGAGGGUAUCUUCCCCGAACUUCAGAUCGGCACGGGUUGGCUCGAAGUGGGAGGAGUGCAAGCUAAGGGACUCUGUGUCAGUGCGAGUGCUGUCUGGGCUUUGGGUGUUUCUGGAGACGUGUUUCGACGGUUCAACAUCGGCCCAACAAAUUAUGUGGGCGACUACUGGAAGAAAGUGCCCGGAACACUCGCAUCAAUAAGUGCAUCUGUGGACGACUGCCUGUGGGGUAUCUCUACUGAGGGAUGUGCACUGCGGCUGAGCCACUAUGUGCUGCCAUGCCAGGGGAAUACACCCGCCACUGAAACGGUACCACGUGCACGUACAGUGGAAGAUGAUUGGGAACUGCUGUGAGUCUACAUGCUUGCCAUUUUAGCGGUACCUGUGCAGCAUCAGGACAAAGACUUUCUGGCUUUUUUUUAUUAUUGUUAUUAUUAUUUUUUUCUGUGAUAUUUAAGAGGGAUGGCACACACCUGCAACUGUUUGAACGUUCAUGCAGAAAAUGCAUUCCGGCUUGCCCUAGCUCACACGUUAUAGGCACGGUGAAGCCAGUUUACUGUUCUGCUUCCGAGGAGAGUUGGAACGUUUAGUGCUGCAUACAUAGAGCCUACUGUUUCGGCAUUGAACCUGGUAAAAACCCGAACACCCCGAAAGAUGAGCUUGCCAAAGUACAAAUUGAACAACCGGUACAGCAACGCUCAGCACUGCACAUUCAGCACACCCGCAAGCCGCCUCGUGUGCAUCUGAAAUUUCGAGAUGCUCUCUCUUUUAUUUUCCACUUGAUAUCACCCAAUUUUACCCUGUUUUACAGCUCCUGAAAUAAAACACAAUUUUUGUCCUGACUCUCAAAAAAACAUUAAACCCGAUGACACAAGGGUGUACGCAUACAGUAUUAUUGUAUGGUCGGAUGCUUGCAGUAUGUUUUAAAUGGUGUAGAUCCCAGUCUCUAUGCAACACUUGCCAGCCUACUUCAGUGGUGGACACCUGUUUUGUGCUAAACCAUGACAAUGGUGCAUCUUGCCUCCUAAGUCCAUAAAUAAUAUGUAUAACUGCUUACUCAGGAUUGUAAAGGGGGCAAGUAAGGAAUAGGACUAAACAUGAUUGCAUGUAGUCCCAGCUGAGUGACUACAUUUGCACAGGCACAUCGAGGCUUAGCAGAAAGUGUUCUGCCAAUGUGUGCAGAAGUUGUUUAAUCCAUUUAUUAACAUUGCCUAUAACUGUAACUGGAUUCAUUUACUGAAUGACAAAUGUACAAAGUGGACAAAAUGCAGUGCAGAUGGGGCUUUCUUGAGAUGUUGUGACAUUUAGGAUUUCAUGGUCUGCAAAUAUGAAAGCAGGUGUACACUGGUACAAUGUGGCCUUGUGCUGCAUGUUCCAUUAGUAUAUAUGGUGCUGUACCCUGCAGUUUCUCUACUGCCAAUUAUUGCCUUUUGUUGUUGUGCAAAAGCUGAAAAAAGAUGUGUGCAUAGCUUGCCAGUACCUAGUAAAUAUUGUGCCUCACGCAAAGCAGACAAGGCUCCUAAAAUUAGAAGAAUUAGUCCACAAACUUAUCCCUAAAGUUACUCUUGGCCUGACAACACAGAAAAUAUUACUGUUUGCCCUAUCUAUGGUGAGUUGAUUACCUUCUACGUAGCUGGGAUACAUUAGGUAGACAUACAGAACAAGCAUGCUCAAACGUAGUGCUUCAAGUAAAGCUGCAAAGUCGGCAAAAACUUAUCAUCAGUGUCCCUCUACCCUUGUGUACGUUGUUGUUUCACAGUCGUUAAAAAGACAUAGGGAUCUGUCGGCAAGGGUACAAAUACUGUGAAGGCACAUCAUGAUAUCAAUAAUUAGUAUCUAAUCUAUUUACUUCUUAUGAUUUGAAGUCACAAAAACUCCCACUGUCCAGUGUUUUUUAAGUGUUUAGCACUGCUGGCUGUAAUAUUUUACUAAAAUUUGGAAGGGUAAUAACUUGUUGUGCUGCCCCAGUGCCAGUACAGUCGACUACAAGCAUGGUAGUCAAACUAUUGUUGGGACUUUAAAAAAGACCAAAUGUUUUACUUUCUGUUUCAACUGUUGUUUCACAAAAACUUUCUAGACAUGAAAAAAAAAAAAAAAACACUGGAUUUUUUGUACAAAGCUAUUACUGUAUUUCACAUAAUUAAUUAAUUUGCAUUAUUAAUGAAUGCACAAUGUGCACGUUGUGCUCCCCGGUCAGGAAAAUUGGGAAAGCUGGCCCGAAAUGGUGGCCCGCUGGCCUAGAGGAAUAAUUCUCAUAUGCUCUUGUCCCGAGCUGAUACUGAAAAACUGUAUGAAAGACGAUAACCAUGAGUACAUGACGAGUGGACAGAGGCAUUGCAGACGAAGGUAACCAGUGAACCAGUGAAGGUAACAAAGUGAAUCCAGGUAGCUUGGGACACCGACGAGAUGCCAGUGUUCCUCAACUCGUGUGAGAAAACUAAGGUUGUUUAGAAGGGAUGGGAGGCAGAAUAAUGAACCACAUUUAUAAUUUUUUAAAUCAACUAACCAGGGCAGGUGAAAAAAAAAAAGGUGAUGAGACUGCAGUUUACUAUGACACCGACUCUGUCAGAUCUGAGUUUGAGUGCCUCAAGCAGAGAUCACGUCAGUGAUAGAUGUAAUUAAGCCCUGUGUUUUAGAGUAAAACCAAUUUUUACCCCCUGAUUUGCAUCAUCGUCACUUAGGGUAAAACCCGAAAAAACCUGAGAACUAACUUGGUGGCCACCAAUACGAGCACUGCCGAAUGCUAAGCACUGCACACUCCGCAUGUCUGUCUCAUAUCUGGUGAUCAUCUAAAAUGCGAGAACCACUCUGUUUUUUAUUUUCGACCUAAAAAUCUGCUUUUCCACCCGAUAUCACCCGAUUUUACCCCGUUUUACAGCUCCUGAAAUAAAACCCUAUUUAUAUCCCCCAAUUUUCAAAAAUGAUGUGGAUAUUGAUGGCGAUGUAGUUCCUGUUGGCUAUCAGUGCCGUUAUUUUCACCUCCGUGGUGUGCUUUAUGCGUCAGACAUUUUUCAAAUGCCACUAGUAUUCAGGGGUGCACAUUAUACGUAAGAAAAUAUUGUACAUCACCCAAUCCUAUUAGAGCCAACGAAUUUCAAGAAAUACAACUGACAACUGUGUAUGAGCUCAAAGGAGCACCGAAGUGCUCCCACCUCCUUGUUCAGAUGGUGACUUGCCCAGGAAGUCUCACUGUUUCUGGACAACAUCAACAGGUGUCGCAUAGCCGACUUAGGUGGUCCAUGACCUGCUGUUCGUUUCAUCCUGGCUGCUCUGUCAGUAGACUGAUUCCUGGCCUGGAAUCUCGAUUAUCCUCGAUCAAAGGCCUUGAGUAGUGACCUCAAAUACUGAAAAUCGAUCAUAUUGGAAAGCACUAGCGACACUUUACUUUAACUCUGCUGAGUAAUUCUGUAGCUCUGUUGAUUAAUUCUAACCAAGGCAAACAGUAACUAUUAAUCAUUAUUAAUUAUUAUAAUUAAUUAUUUCCAAGUUGUUGCAAUGCAAAUUAUCUCUGGUCAUGCAUGGCGAGAGUCUCCUGAGCUUUCAAUUUUUGUCAGUGUCUGCUUUCCGUGGUACAGUAAUAUAUUGCAGUAUGUGUGAUCACUAUGAGAUACGAUUUUUUCUGAAGACAUUUCCAUCCUUAUGAACAUCAAUUCUAACACUGAGGUUCUCUCCUCAUAUACUACCUGUAAUUUUCAAGAGGUUUCGCAAGAUGAGGUCUCAGGACAAAGUGCCUUCAAGAAGAGUGUUUGUAUGUUGUGUGCGUAGGGAUGUCACAGCUGUUCUGUACAUCUUUGUUGAUAAUUCGUGGUUUUACAUCACAAAAUGAGUAUCGUACAACAUUGUGGUGCUAGCAAUUUGUUGUCGAAGUUUACACAGUCCAUGACCAAUGAAAUGUGUCCCAUUCUCGCUUUGAAACAGGACAUACAAUAUGUGAAACGUGAAAUAUCAUACUAUACAGUCUUUGUUGUAUGGUCAGUAUCGGGUGAUCCGAAAGAAAACAGGCAGAGCUUUUAGUUGGCUUUUCCUGCUUGCGGCAUCGCAACCAAAGAACAAGGGACACACGAUCACUCACAAUGACAAGGCCAUAGCAACGUAGUACUUUUGCGGAAAAAAAUGUUACGUUGGCCUGAGCACAACGAUAGCCAGUUGUGUACACAAUAUUGUUGCUUCAACAGUAUGAAUAAAAUGCACACUGGUAGAGUGCAUUGGUCACAGUCACAGGUCAUCUUGAA